This is a messenger RNA of Musa acuminata AAA Group (dessert banana), 969 nucleotides long. RefSeq names its product superoxide dismutase [Cu-Zn], chloroplastic-like. Gene Ontology annotation, biological process: superoxide metabolic process. The record is from RefSeq and is a predicted model, not a curated record. NCBI's taxonomy places the organism in Eukaryota, Viridiplantae, Streptophyta, Magnoliopsida, Zingiberales, Musaceae. The coding region runs from base 53 to 736 and encodes 227 amino acids. The transcript has 8 exons. Gene Ontology annotation, molecular function: copper ion binding.
AUAAAAGAGCGUCUCCUUAUCUGGUCGAGCAGCCUAUCUCGGCUUCGGGUUGAUGCAAGCCACACUCGCCACAGCGAUGCCCGCCCAAACCCUCCUCUUCUCCGCCUCCUCCGCUGUCCUUCCCCACCUUGCCCCGCCGGCUUCCUCUGCUCGCCCCCUCCAUCGCUCCGCCCUCCUCGGCCAGCCCUUCCGCUGCCGUCCCUUCUCCUUUCCCAAGGUCGCCUCCUCUGCCUCUCCCGCCGCCGCCAGGCCCCUCGUCGUCGUUGCCGUCAUCAAGAAGGCCGUGGCCGUCCUCAAGGGGAACUCUGACGUCGAGGGCGUCGUCACCCUCGUCCAAGAAGACAAUGGUCCUACAACAGUUAAUGUUCGUGUCACUGGACUCACACCCGGGCUUCAUGGUUUUCAUCUACAUGAGUAUGGCGACACAACAAAUGGCUGCAUUUCAACAGGGGCUCACUUCAACCCUAACAAAAUGACACAUGGUGCUCCUGAAGAUGAAGUCCGUCAUGCGGGUGAUCUGGGAAACAUAGUUGCCAACUCUGAAGGUGUAGCUGAGGCAACAAAGGUGGACAGUCAGAUACCUUUGUCUGGGCCGAAUUCAGUUGUUGGCAGGGCCUUAGUGGUUCAUGAACUUGAGGAUGAUCUGGGAAAAGGUGGUCAUGAACUUAGCCUUACCACUGGAAAUGCUGGAGGAAGAUUGGCAUGUGGUGUUGUUGGUUUGACUCCAGCCGAGUAAUUAUUUCAUACAUCCUAGAAAAGCUUGUUCAUUUGCAGGCAGUGGAACUUGUUUCCAGGUCGAUGAACCUAAUGGUUUCUAGCAUUUCAUUGGGGCAUAUGCAUAAGAAACAAAGACUGUUUCCUUUUUGUAUCUUAAGAUGCCACCUAAUAAUCAGAGUAUCAAUCUGGUUAGGAUAAUGAAUUGUGAUUUUUAAAAUAAAUUCAAGACUGCAGUUUGAGCUGCAUUAUUCU